Molecule: messenger RNA, 2600 nt
Organism: Ziziphus jujuba (common jujube)
Lineage: Eukaryota; Viridiplantae; Streptophyta; Magnoliopsida; Rosales; Rhamnaceae
Product: wall-associated receptor kinase 2-like
Exons: 3
Coding region: 109-2367 (752 amino acids)
Biological process (GO): cell surface receptor signaling pathway; protein phosphorylation
Cellular component (GO): plasma membrane
Molecular function (GO): ATP binding; protein serine/threonine kinase activity; polysaccharide binding
Source: RefSeq, a predicted model, not a curated record
CCAAUUCCAAAGUCUUCCCCAUUGCUCCAUAAAGGGUAUGGUAGCCAUACCCUUCAAAAAACAAUACCAGAAAGUUUUCCAAAUCCAAGUUUAGAUAUAGCAGCAGUCAUGAAGUCAAAGCAGUUUCUAACUCAUUUCAUCUCGUUGGUAGGGAUAUAUAUUUCUAUUCUUAUAGCAGCAGCCUUGGCAGCAGCAGCAGCAACAACAACAACAAUAGUAGAAUCUUCUCAUAAGUCAAUUUCCUUGCCUAACUGCUCUGACCACUGCGGUGGAGUGAAAGUUCCAUACCCUUUUGGCAUAACCCCAGAGUGUUCCCUCAAUGGAAAUCGAAAAUUUUACCUCAAUUGCACCCAAUCUUCCCUAUAUCUAAAUUCAAGUAACCUUCAAGUUACAAACAUAUCCCUAGAUGGCGAGGUGAGCGUCAUGAACUUUAUAGGCCGAGAUUGUUACAACAAGAAAGGCGUGCGGGAAGAGCACAUCCAAUCCCAGCUCUCGCUCGCAAAUUAUAACGUCUCUUCUGCAAGAAACACAUUCAUAGCCGUCGGCUGUGACACUUACUCGACCGUUGAGGGUUAUAGAGGCAAAGAAAACUACGUAAUUGGUUGUGUUUCCUCAUGCAAUGAUAUCGACUAUGAGAGUUUUACUAGUGAUCAUCAGUCUUGCUUGGGCGUGGGGUGUUGCCAGAUUUCCAUCCCAAGUGGUCUCAAGAACAUGACCAUAUCGUUGUCUAGCUACAACAACCACACUUUUGUACAUGACUUUAACCCCUGCAGCUAUGCUUUCGUGGUUGAACAAGGAAAGUUCAAGUUCUCCAAUACCAGUUUCCAAGAAUUGAAUCGCACAGAAAAGCUUCCGGCGGUUUUAAAUUGGGGGAUUGGGAAGGAGAGCUGUGAUGAAGCAAAGAAGAGAGCCAACUACACAUGCAAAGGGAAUAAUGUCACGUGUGUCGCCGCCAGCAAUGCAGCUGGUUAUCUCUGCCAGUGUUUGCCUGGUUAUGAAGGGAACCCAUACCUACCAGAUGGUUGCCACGAUAUUGAUGAGUGCAAAGAUCCAAACCGCUGUGCGAAAAAUAGCCAAUGCCACAAUUUACCUGGGAACUGGACUUGCAUUUGUCCAAAAGGAUAUCACUAUGGAAAUGAAACGGGUUGCAGCAAUAGUAAUCAGUCUCAGAGAUUAGUUCUGUUGCUCUGUAUUGCAAUGGGUGUAAGCAUAGCACUUUUGAUCGUUAUUUCCCUAACAUGUUGGGGAAUGAAGAAAAGAAAGAUAAUCAAACUGAAAAAGCAGUUCUUCGAACAAAAUGGUGGAUUAAUGUUGCAGCAACAGUUGUCAAGUCGUAGACAAUCUCUUGAGACCACAAAAAUUUUCAGUGCCGAAGAAUUAAAAAGAGCCACAGACAAUUUCCAUGAAAGCAGAGUUCUUGGUCAAGGAGGCUAUGGAAUAGUUUAUAAAGGAGUACUACCAUCUAAUAACAUGGUGGUUGCCAUUAAGAAGUCCAAAUUUGGUGCUGAAACAUGUAAUGAACAAUUCGUCAAUGAGGUGAUUGUGCUGAUGCAAAUAAACCAUAGAAAUGUGGUUAAGCUCUUAGGUUGCUGCUUAGAGACAGAAGUUCCUUUGCUGGUUUAUGAGUACAUUGAAAAUGGGACUCUUCUCGAACAUAUUCACAACAAAGGGCAAGGAAGAUCAUCACUUUCCUGGGAAGUCAGAUUGAGGAUAGCAACCGAAACUGCAAGCGCAUUAGCAUAUCUCCACUCUGCAACUUCUACGCCCAUUAUACACAGAGAUGUGAAAGCUGGAAAUAUACUCCUUGACAAAUACUACACAGCAAAAGUUUCAGACUUUGGGGCUUCACGGUUGAUUCCUCUGGACCAAAAUCAACUUACAACUGUUGUACAAGGGACAUUUGGGUACUUGGAUCCAGAAUACAUGCAUACAAGCCAGCUUACAGAAAAGAGUGAUGUCUAUAGUUUUGGAGUUGUUCUGGCGGAGCUACUAACGGGCAGGAGGGUGAUGUCACUUGAUAGACCUGAGAAUGAAAGAAACCUGGCGUUGUUCUUUGUUUCUUCAAUGAAAGAGGAUAGAUUAUUCCAGAUUCUUGACGAUGACAUAAUCAUUGAGGGAAAUACAGAGGCACUGAAGAACGUUGCCAAUCUUGCGAAAAGAUGUCUAAGGAUAAAAAGUGAGGAAAGACCUAGCAUGAAAGAAAUAGCAAUGGAGCUAGAAGGACAGAGAGCUAUGGAAAUGCACCAAUGGGGGACACGUGAUGUGGGUUCAGAAGAAACAGAAUACUUGCUUACGGAGGAUCCUCCUUCAGACCUCUAUUCUAUUGAUAUUAGUGGACAAAUGUGUUCCCAGCAGAUGACUAGUUGAUGUGGCUUCUUCUGAGGGAGUUAACCAGUCAAAGCUGAGCUGGGAAUACUUUGCUGCUUGGUUGAGAGGUGGCAAAAAUCAAGUGGUUGUUAUUUUCAGUGGUUGUUCCUGUAGUUAAUAUUCAGUUAGUUUGUUAAAGAGCUUUGAGUGUGUCUUAAAAUUCUGCAGCUUUUAUAUUUAAAAACUUGUAUCUCUCUUCAAUCAAUUGAAAAUCCAUUUACACUUUCAAUUUC